Messenger RNA from Ictalurus punctatus (channel catfish), 970 nucleotides. RefSeq names its product Jupiter microtubule associated homolog 1b (gene jpt1b). The record is from RefSeq and is a predicted model, not a curated record. NCBI's taxonomy places the organism in Eukaryota, Metazoa, Chordata, Actinopteri, Siluriformes, Ictaluridae. Gene Ontology annotation, cellular component: nucleus. The transcript is spliced from 5 exons. The coding region runs from base 143 to 610 and encodes 155 amino acids.
CCCAGAUUCCCCUGUUCAUCCCGAGUCGGGCGGAGUCCAUGCGCACGGGAUAUCAAGGAUUUUUUACACGUCCUAGUGGCUAGAUUUUUAGCUUUAAACGGUUUCCAGAGCAGGUUAUUAACUCAAUUUAAUCCUGCCCGAGAUGACAACGACGACCACUUUUCAAGGAAUGGAUCCUAGCGCAAAAAAUAGCUCCAGGGUUCUGCGGCCUCCCGGCGGAACCUCCAACAUUUGCUUCGGCACAGAUGAGGAAAGGCCGGUGCGCAAGAACAGAAUGGCCUCCAACAUCUUCGCCGAGCCUGAUGACCCCCACGCCCAUCGGAGGAACAACCCUCCCGGAGGUGAAGCGACCGGAGUGUUGUGUGGCGAACACUCUGCCCCGUUGAGGCGGUGCCACCAGCCGCCAAUCUACCAAAACAACUCUGAACACCCGGCCAAACUCACGGAGGAAAACCACGAGCAAGUAAAUCAUGAUCAGUCAGAGGAAACCGAAGCCCCCGAGGAAGAGCCUCAACAGCAGCAGAAGGAGGAGGAGCAGAAACAUCCCUCUGGUGCCUCCUCUGGCCGAAGAAACCCUCCUGGUGGAAAAUCCAGCCUCAUUCUGGGCUGAGCGCGCUCACUGAACUCUCUCUUCUCUUCUCUCUCUCUCUCUCUCUCUCUCUCUCUCUCUUUCUUUUUUAAAGAUUCACUCUCUCUUCACUCUCAUCAUGUGAGCCAUGGGAUGACUUUUUUUUCUUUUCUUUUCCUUUUUGUCCACUACCACAUGUCUGUAUUAUUGUUUUUCUAUCGCAAAAAAAAAGAAAAGAAAAUGAAAGAAAAGCUGGUUGGCAGAAGCACUUUAUGUAAAAGCUCCAUUUCAGCCCAUCAUGAAGAGCGCAGGCCGUGCAGGGGGGACGCAUGGAAGGCAAAGCAAGGAAAAGAUUCGUCGCGCUAAAUUUCUAAAUACAAAUAAAGAUUGAUAUGAAUUUCA